This is a messenger RNA of Caenorhabditis briggsae, 2643 nucleotides long. RefSeq names its product Protein CBR-MEP-1 (gene Cbr-mep-1). The coding region runs from base 1 to 2643 and encodes 880 amino acids. Lineage: Eukaryota; Metazoa; Nematoda; Chromadorea; Rhabditida; Rhabditidae. The record is from RefSeq and is a predicted model, not a curated record. The transcript is spliced from 6 exons. Gene Ontology annotation, biological process: regulation of gene expression. Gene Ontology annotation, cellular component: nucleus.
AUGGUGACUUCAGACGAAACUGUUCUAGCCACGACGACUAACAAGACGUCCAUAACAACUGAACCGAUGGAGCCAAAGAGUAGCGAUGAAUCUACAGAUUCUGAAACUGACAAGAUCAAGAUACUCAAAGCUGAACAACGAGAAGCUCUCACCGAAGCGACUGGCAGUGUCGAAGUCAACGGAAAUGAAGAAAACGGACAUGUAGAGUGUGCUACCGUAGACGAAGUUGCUCAUGUCGAAGAAGAUAAAGUGGAAGAGGCAACAAACUCAGUUGUCGAUCUGUCAUCAAAUGGAAGUUCAGCAACGACUUCUGUUCCCGUAGAAGAACAGGAGGAGAAAGCAAACGAAGAUGAAACAAAUGACGUUGUCAUGGAAACAUCUGAAAAUGGAGAAAAUGGCAAAGAAGAAAAUGGAACGGCAAUGGAAGUUGCAGAAAAUCCAGCAGUUACUGAAAAUGGUAGCAAGUCUGAUGGAGAAACCGAAACUGACAGAGUGGCGAUCAAAGAUAGUCAGGAAGAUGAUUCUGAACCGGUAAAUGGAAGCGUGAAGCCGGAAGAAAAGGAAGAAAAGAAUGAUACGGAUGCUCCAAUGGAGGAAGAAGAUCAAAACGGGAAAGGAGUGAAGAGACCAGUUGAAUGUAUUCAACUCGAUGACGACGAUGAUGAUAUUCAAGAAGUAUCCCCUCCUGUUCCUGCCAAGAAACAGAAAACAGAAGAAACAAAACAAGAGCCAAAACAAGAAGCAAAAGCAGAGCCAGCAGAUGACAAUGAACAAGCUCAAAUUAGACUUCUCGAUAAACUUCAAGAAUAUGUUGGAGAUCAGCGAGGACAACCAUGCAACAAAACGCGGAAGGUAUUGGAUACUUUACUCGGAGCCAUCAACGCACAGGUUCAGAAAGAACCACUUUCUGUCCGUAAACUUAUACUUGACAAAGUCUUAGUUCUACCGAACACUAUUUCGUUCCCACCUAGUCAAGUGUGUGAUCUUCUCAUUGAACACGAUCCAGAAAUGCCACUUGCCAAGGUUAUCAACAGGAUGUUUGGGGAAGAAAGACCGAAACUAAGCGAUUCGGAGAAGCGAGAACGUCAACAAAUGAAGCAGCACAACCCUGUAUCUCAUAUGACUAAACUAUUGGUGGAUAUUGGUCAAGAUCUUGUCCAAGAAACAACGUACUGUGACAUAGUACACGCCAAAAAUUUGCCAGAAAUUCCGAAGAACAUUGAGACGUACAAGCAAGUUGCUGCUCAAUUGAAACCUGUCUGGGAGACGUUGAAGCGGAAGAAUGAACCAUACAAACUCAAAAUGUCCCGAUGUGGAGUAUGUGGAUUCCAAACUGAAUCUAAAUUGGCUAUGGCUGCUCAUAAAGAGACACUUCAUUUCACUGGAUCAAAGUUCCAGUGCACACUUUGCAAAGAAACGGAUACCAACGAACAAAGAAUGAAAGAGCAUUACUUUGAGGCUCAUCUUAUCAUCGCUAAAUCCGAGGAGAAAGAAUCCAAGUAUCCAUGCGCCAUCUGUGAAGAAGACUUCAACUUCAAAGGAGUGCGUGAGCAACAUUACAAGCAAUGCAAAAAAGACUACAUUCGGAUUCGCAACAUCAUGAUGCCAAAGCAAGAAGAUCAUCUUUACUUGAACCGGUGGCUCUGGGAAAGACCUCCAGUGGAUCCCAGCAUUAUUCAACAACAGCAAGCGGCUGCACUUCAGCAAGCUGAGCAGAAGAAGCGGCACCAACAAGCUCUUCUCAGAGAGCAGCAUGCGCAGGCUCAAGCUGCACAACUCCUCCGUAAACAGCAGUUGCAGCAACAGCAGCAAGCUCAAAGACUUCGGGAACAACAAGCACAGGCACAAUAUCGCCAGAUGGCCCAAUUGAUUCAACAGCAACAACAGCAGCAAAAUCGUAACAAUGCUAAUAAUAUGAGCAACAGUUUGAUUCAAGCAAUGCAAGCUCAGCUCCGUCGAAGUGGAACAGGAACAAGUCCCCAAAAUUUGAAUCUUCUCCAAAAACAAAUGGCGGCUGUUCUCAAAAAUCAAAAUCCUGCCCAAAUUCAAGCUCUCGUGGCUUCAAUGAAUAAGCAAACUCAAUCUCCAAAGACGCCAACUACGCCGAAAGUGGCGAAAGCUGCAGCAACACCAACACUUCCGCUGGCAAUGUCAGCUUCUUCAUCAUCACCAGGAGUCUCAUUCCAAUGCGAGAUAUGUGAUCAAACAGUCCACGAAAAAGAUAAAUAUUUGUCGCAUCUCCAGGUUCUCCACAAGCAGAUGGUCGGCAAGACACUUCAAGAUAUGACGCAGGGUGCUCCAUUAGCAUGCUCUCGUUGUCGAGACCGCUUCUGGACUUACGAAGGACUUGAAAGACAUCUUGUUAUGUCACACGGACUCGUCACUGCUGAUCUACUUUUGAAAGCACAGAAGAAAGAAGACGGCGGACGAUGCAAAACUUGUGGAAAGCAAUACGCAUUCAACAUGCUUCAACAUCUUGUUGCGGACCAUCAAGUCAAACUUUGCUCUGCCGAGAUAAUGUAUUCAUGUGAUGUGUGCGCCUUCAAGUGUUCCAGUUAUCAAACUCUUGAAGCUCAUCUAUCAUCAACUCAUCCGAAAUCUGCUGAUAAAAAAAAAGAAGAGCUUAUCACGUUGGAUGACUAG